AUGAAGACCGAGACGGACGAGGUAGACAUCCCAGGCGAGCGCAAAUCGCCUGUACCCGAAUCACCUACCUGCAAUUCUGAUUUGCGCAAGCUCUGGACAAAGGAAGAAGACACUGCGAUAAAGGCAAUGUUACUAAUGGCGCCAUCAGGUCCUCGUUCCGAAAUGCGAAAAACUUUUGAAAAACUCUUUCCGGGUCGCUCGCGGCAAGCAAUGGGUAAAAGAAUAGAGAAAAUGCAGAGGAAAUUGAGAGCUGAUGGAGAGAAAAAUGGAAGCGUGUGUCGCCCGGAGAAGGCUCAACACCACUCGGUCAGUCCUGUUCCUAAACUAGAGGAGAGCUCCGAUUGCGAUGAUAUCACCAUACCGAAGCGUCCCUUGCGGCAGGCCGGGAAGAAAGGAGAAGUUAACCGUCGUAUAAACUUGCAAGAGUUUUUGGACAAGACAAAGGAAUUUGAAAUUUGA
Spizellomyces punctatus DAOM BR117 is the source of this 459-nucleotide messenger RNA. RefSeq lists its product as uncharacterized. The transcript is spliced from 2 exons. Lineage: Eukaryota; Fungi; Chytridiomycota; Chytridiomycetes; Spizellomycetales; Spizellomycetaceae. The record is from RefSeq and is a predicted model, not a curated record. Bases 1 to 459 code for a protein of 152 amino acids.